Lepus europaeus (European hare) is the source of this 2500-nucleotide messenger RNA. It is a transcript of the gene LRMDA, whose product is annotated as leucine rich melanocyte differentiation associated. The transcript has 7 exons. The record is from RefSeq and is a predicted model, not a curated record. The coding region runs from base 43 to 723 and encodes 226 amino acids. Gene Ontology annotation, molecular function: protein binding. NCBI's taxonomy places the organism in Eukaryota, Metazoa, Chordata, Mammalia, Lagomorpha, Leporidae. Gene Ontology annotation, biological process: melanocyte differentiation.
GUCCCGCAGUGCUGCGCGCCCGCCCGCCACGGCCUGGUCACCAUGGCCGGGCUCGUGGUCAGUGGAACUCAAGUGUCCUACGUAGGCCAGGACUGCAAAGAAAUUCCAGAACACCUUGGCCGGGACUGCGGACAUUUCGCCAAGAGACUGGACCUGAGCUUUAACCUCCUGCGGUCACUGCGAGGACUGAGCGGCUUCGGGAGCCUGGAGGAGCUCAUCUUGGACAACAACCUGCUCGGGGACGACCUCGUGUUGCCAGGGUUACCGCGGCUGCACACCUUAACCCUCAACAAGAACCGAAUUACUGAUUUGGAGCGUCUGCUUAAUCAUCUGGCCGAAGUGACACCAGCUCUACAGUACCUCAGCCUGCUGGGAAACGUGGCAUGUCCCAAUGAGCUGGUCAGCUUGGAAAAGGAUGAAGAAGACUACAAGAGAUACAGGUGCUUUGUUCUGUACAAGCUGCCUGGCUUGAAGUUUCUGGAUGCCAAGAAAGUAACCAGACAAGAACGAGAGGAGGCGCUGGUGAGAGGGGCCUUCAUGAAGGUGGUGAAACCCAAGGCUUCCACUGAGGACAUCACUCCCUCUCCUGAGCACCACUACACACCUCUGCCUUCUGCCUCCAGGGAGCUCACCAGCCACCGAGGUGUCCUGGGCAAGUGUCGCUAUGUUUACUACGGGAAAAACUCGGAGGGCAACAGGUUUAUCCGAGACGACCAGCUCUGAAGCCACGCUCUGUACGCCUUCGCCUGCUUCAUGCCAAGAAAAGGGAAAGCCACAAUGAAGCCCACGCUGAAGAAGCCAACGCCAGCCCCCACGCCACCGCUGCGGGAAGGCGGUGACUUCCGCUCCUGGUACCUUGUGCUGACUUUGCCAGGCCUGUCAAGAGCAUCCUCCUGCCCGAGACUGAGUGGUCACAGAGAGAUUGACAUGAUUGCCCUUAAGCAGGUCUCAUCCACCGGGGUGACAGACAGCAGCCGCGACGCACCAGGGCUGACAGCGUGAACACCAUGAUAGAUUGCCUGGUCCCUCCACUGCUCACAGGGGAGCAGAGGUCACACCUGGGGCCUCCCUGGGCUAGUGCCGCGGCUGCAGUCGCCCGAGAGAGUGUCUGAGUCGAGAUUCUGCCAACGUCACUGGGGGUUUGUUGUUAGUGAAGCAGUCAGUUUAGGGGAAGGCGGCCUCCUCCCUUGUGCCUUUUCUAUCCUAACCUCUGGGGUCCUCUGCACCGUACCCCCCCUCCCUCACCGGCAGUACAUCUGUGUUUGCAGUUUUUCCCCCCUGCAGAAGUGGAACUUCUCAGCCAGGGCAUCCAUCUCUACUUCUUUUCCUGCUGUUGCAGGCCCUGCACCGGGGUCAGGAGCUUUCCCUGCAUCCCUAACUGUAGGCUCCAUCUUGUUUCCCUCAUGUCUAAGCCCACUUCCUGCCCCGAAUACAGUGCAGCAUCAGGCAUCUUUCUCAACACGACAGUUUCAUUGCACCCGGAAUUUUUACGUACUUUGACCACACCCACUUUCCAGCUAUGCCUGUGCUAGGGGCUGGCUUGGGGGAGGUGGCGCUACGUAAACACAGGCAGGUGAUGAAAAGAUGACAGCACCGGAUCAGGAGGUGAACAGACAAAACCUAUACUGUCGCAGCCACUUGCAUAGGAGGUGUGAGUCUUUCAAAUGUUUCUAUCUUCCUCAGGACCUCUCAGAUUAAAAUCUGUAACUUGUGAGCCGGUGCGAUGUCUUUAGUGCCAGAAUGCACAGCGCCACCAGGCAAAGCAGCACACCCCUGCUGGUUGGAGGACCACUGUUGCCCUUACUAGCACCCGGUGCCAUCAGUCUGCCAUCAGCAGACACGGAGAGGCCGGCUGCUCCUGACACAGCGGCACUUCGGUCUGCUGCUUCUGUUUAGAGAGGUGAGCACCGUCUUGGGUGUCCUAACGUGCGCUCAGCUUGCCGACAGCAAAGCCACACAGAAAACCCCUCCACCUUAUUCACAGCCGAUGACUCAGGCCUCCCUAAGCUGCCCAGGAAGAACCUACUUUCACAGCCCUCAGCCGUUUCUGGAGUCUGUGGCCUCCUGAAGGGACACAGCCCUUGAUGACAUGAAUUGAGGUUGGCAGCAGCCCCGAAUAUAGAUGGCACCACCUUCCUGAAUCAGUGGUUAAGACAAGUGAACAUUAGCAUCUUCACGACCAUUAAUAAGUAGAGAAUGCUCAGUGUUCACCAUCAUCUCGCAGGUCCGUUCAUCCCCAGAGCCGAGGACCUCUCUCAGUUUGAUCUGCACAGCCAUGCUGGGGCAGUGCUUCCCACGGGCUGCCCUCAGUCCCACCCAGGCCCUUAGAUUAGAGACAUCAACACAGGCUUUGUCUAGGGCAUGUUCUGGGCCGCCAGAGCUCUGCGCAAGGGCAGCUAGACUAGUCCGAUGUCACCUCCAAUCUCGCGGCACAUAUAUCCUUGUCUUUAUAAAAGGCUUUAACCCUGCCUCCAACAAUAAAAAAGCACUUGUGAACUGA